CCUGCUAGAGCUAAGAUGGCGGCACGUCUGUGAGGAGGCUGGGACCUGAACUCGAGAUUUUUCGUCAUUAAAUGGUUCUUAUGAGUCCACAUAUACCGAAAAUUUCAAAGAGGAAAAGAUUUCACGUUUUUACAGGCAGGCUUGUGGUUUCUGAUUGACCCCAUGACAUCUAUUCACUUCGUGGUUCACCCGUUGCCCGGGACCGAGGAUCAGCUCAAUGACAGGCUCCGUGAAGUCUCAGAGAAGCUCAACAAAUACAACUACAACAGCUAUCCCCACCUCGGCCUUUUGGAGCAGGCGACCUUAAAACAGUGUGUUGUUGGUCCAAACCAUGCUGGAUUUCUUCUAGAGGAUGGACGGGUAUGCAGAAUCAGUUUUGCUGUCCAGCCUGAUCGCCUGGAACUCAGCAAACCGGAUAGCAGUGAUGGUUCAAAGUUGAGCAGUGGUUCAGGGACAGGAAGGAGCUCCAGGCCAGGCAGGGCUAGUGAUCCGCCCUGGUUCCUGUCUGGCUCUGACACACUUGGCAGACUGGCAGGCAACACCCUUGGGAGUCGCUGGAGCUCUGGCGUAAAUGGAGGUAGUGGAGUAGGAAGUGGUGGAGGAACAGGGGGAAGCGGAACAGGAGGUGGCAGCAGUGGAGGAGGUGGGGGUGGAGGAGGCGGAGGAGGAGGAGGAGGAGGUGGAGGAGGAGGAGGAGGUGGAGGGACAUCGGGACGAUCUUCAACAGCAGCUCGUGAUUCCCGUCGGCAGACCAGAGUGAUCCGGACUGGAAGGGAUCGGGGCUCAGGCCUUCUAGGUAGCCAGCCUCAGCCAGUAAUACCAGCUUCUGUCAUCCCUGAAGAGCUCAUCACUCAGGCCCAGGUAGUUCUCCAGGGGAAGUCCAGGAGUGUUAUUAUAAGGGAACUUCAGAGGACCAAUCUGGAUGUCAACCUUGCUGUCAACAACCUGCUGAGCAGAGAUGAUGAAGAUGGGGAUGAUGGAGAUGACACUGCUAGCGAGUCUUACCUUCCAGGAGAAGACUUGAUGUCCCUGCUGGAUGCAGACAUUCACUCAGCUCAUCCCAGUGUGAUUAUUGAUGCCGAUGCAAUGUUCUCUGAGGACAUAAGCUACUUUGGCUACCCCUCUUUUAGACGAUCCUCACUAUCUCGACUGGGAUCCUCUCGAGUUCUCCUUCUUCCCUUAGAGAGAGAUUCAGAGCUGUUGCGUGAGCGGGAGUCUGUAUUGAGGUUACGAGAACGCCGGUGGUUGGAUGGGGCCUCAUUCGACACAGAGCGAGGCUCCACCAGCCGUGAGGGAGAGCCCAGCUUGGACAAAAAGAGCAUCCCCGUCCAGAGCCCUGUUUCGCUAGGAGAGGAGCUUCAAUGGUGGCCUGAUAAGGAUGGUGUGAAGUUUGUUAGUAUCGGCGCCAUGUUCUCAGAGCUGGUGGCUGUCAGCUCCAAGGGAGAACUUUAUCAGUGGAAGUGGAGUGAACCGGAGCCCUACAGGAAUGCACAGAAUCCCUCCAUGCAUCACCCACGCGUGUCCUUCCUAGGCCUGGCUAAUGAAAAAAUCACCCUGUUAUCAGCCAAUAGCAUCAGAGCCACUGUGGCUACGGAGGCCAACAAGGUGGCGACCUGGGUAGAUGACACACUGAGCACAGUGGCCUCUAAGCUUGAGCACGGGGCUCAGGCUUUCCCGGAGCUGCAGGGGGAACGUCUGGUGUCCUUGCAUUGCUGUGCUCUCUACACUUGUGCACAGCUGGAGAAUAGCCUCUUCUGGUGGGGAGUUGUGCCUUUUAGUCAACGGAAGAAGAUGCUUGAAAAGGCUAGGGCUAAAAACAAAAAGCCAAAGUCUAGUGCUGGCAUUUCUUCUAUACCCAACAUCACUGUGGGCACACAGGUGUGUUUGAGAAAUAAUCCUCUCUACCAUGCUGGUGCUGUGGCCUUCUCCAUCAGCGCUGGGAUUCCUAAAGUUGGAGUGCUGCUGGAAUCUGUCUGGAACAUGAAUGACAGCUGCAGAUUCCAGCUCCGCUCACCAGAGAGCCUAAAGAACAUGGAGAAGACCACUAAAACCCAGGAAAUCAAUAGGACAGAAAGCAAGCCAGAGCUGGUAAAAACGGAGAUGGGUCCUCCUCCCUCCCCAGCUUCUACCUGCAGUGAUACCUCCUCCAUUGCAAGUAGUGCCUCCCUGCCCUACAAGCGAAGGCGCUCCACCCCAGCUCCAAAAGAGGAGGAGAAGGUGAAUGAAGAGCAGUGGCCUCUCAGAGAGGUGGUGUUUGUAGAAGAUGUGAAGAAUGUUCCUGUGGGAAAGGUGCUGAAAGUGGACGGAGCGUAUGUUGCUGUGAAGUUUCCAGGAACGAGUAGUGUGAGCAACCAGAGCAGUGCUGCUCCCACAGACUCCGACCCUUCCUCGCUGUUACAGGACUGUAGGCUCCUCAGAAUAGAUGAGCUGCAGGUGGUCAAAACUGGCGGGACUCCUAAAGUUCCUGACUGUUUUCAACGAACACCUAAAAAGCUCUGUAUUCCAGAAAAGGCAGAAAUUUUGGCUGUUAAUGUUGACUCCAAAGGAGUCCAUGCAGUCCUGAAAACCUCUAAUUGGGUAAGGUACUGCAUCUUUGACUUGGCUACUGGUAAAGCUGAACAGGAGAAUAACUUCCCAACCAGCAACCUGGCCUUCCUGGGACAGAGUGAGCGCAACAUAGCUAUAUUUACUGCAGGACAGGAAUCUCCAAUCAUCCUUCGAGAUGGAAAUGGCACAAUCUACCCAAUGGCCAAAGAUUGCAUGGGUGGAAUUCGAGAUCCUGAUUGGUUGGACCUUCCUCCAAUAAACAGCCUGGCAAUGGGGGUGCACUCUCUGGCAAAUCUGCCGUCUAACUCCACAAUUAAAAAGAAAGCUGCUAUAAUUAUCAUGGCUGUUGAGAAACAAACGCUGAUGCAGCAUGUCCUGCGCUGUGACUACGAGGCCUGUCGACAGUUUUUGGUGAACCUUGAACAGGCGUUCCUGUUAGAUCAGGGCAGUCAGGCUCUGGCAGCCAUCCUGGACCAUCGCUGUGAUGGAAAUCGUAACAUCCUUCACGCUGCUGUCUCUGUCUGCUUUCCCAUCAGUAAUAAAGAGACCAAAGAAGAAGAGGAAGCUGAAAGGUCAGAGAGGAACACAUUUGCAGAACGCCUGUCUGCUGUGGAGGCCAUUGCUAAUGCCAUCUCUGUGGUAUCAAGCAACAGCUCUGGAAACAGGACUGGAUCAUCCAGUAGCAGAGGGCUUCGUCUGAGAGAGAUGAUGCGUAGAUCUCUAAGAGCGGCAGGUCUCAGUCGUCAUGAGUCUGGCCCGUCAUCCAGUGACCACCAGGAUCCUGUGUCACCACCUAUUGCCCCUCCAAGCUGGGUGCCUGACCCCCCACCCAUAGACCCUGAUGGUGACAUUGACUUCAUUCUAGCGCCAGCUGUGGGUUCCCUCACCACUGCUUCCACCGGGCCUAGCCAGGGACCAAGCACAUCUACCCUACCAGCAGGGACGUCCACAGAGUCAUCCGUGGUUGAAUCUAAAGACAGGAAGGCCAACGCCCACCUCAUCUUAAAGUUAAUGUGUGACAGUAUUGUUUUGCGGCCACACCUACGGGAGUUACUCUCUGCCAAAGAUGCUCGUGGGAUGACCCCCUUCAUGUUGGCGGUCAGUGGGAGAGCCUAUCCUGCAGCCAUCACUGUGUUGGAGGCUGCUCAGAAAAUGGCUAAGGUGGGUGACCCAAGCAUCCCAGAGAAGGAGGAUUCAGAUUCUGUUUUCAUGGAAAUGAUUUGCCCCUUGGGAACAAACCCAGACGAUUCCCCGCUCUAUGUUCUCUGCUGCAACGACACCUGCAGUUUCACCUGGACCGGAGCAGAGCACAUUAACCAGGACAUCUUUGAGUGUCGGACCUGUGGUCUGCUGGAGUCUCUCUGCUGCUGCACUGAGUGUGCAAGGGUUUGCCACAAAGGACAUGACUGCAAGCUGAAGCGGACGUCCCCCACAGCAUACUGUGACUGUUGGGAGAAAUGCAAGUGUAAAACAUUGAUUGCUGGCCAAAAGGCAGCUCGCCUGGAUCUGCUGUACAGGUUACUGACAACCACCAACCUCGUCACCACACCAAACAGCAGGGGAGAGCAUAUAUUACUGUUCCUGGUGCAGACUGUUGCUAGGCAGAGUGUUGAGCACUGUCAGUACAGACCGCCACGCAUCAGAGAAGACAGGAACCGUAAGGCUGCCAAUGCAGAAGAAUCUGAUAUGCCAGAUCAUGACUUAGAACCUCCCCGCUUUGCCCAGCUGGCUCUGGAGAGAGUCCUGCAGGACUGGAAUGCCCUGAAGUCUAUGAUAAUGUUUGGUUCUCAGGAGAACAAAGACCCACUAAGUGCCAGCAGCAGAAUUGCUCACCUCCUACCUGAAGAGCAGGUCUACUUGAAUCAACAGACUGGCAGCAUUCGCCUAGACUGUUUCACCCACUGCCUCAUUGUCAAGUGUGCUCCUGACAUAACUUUCAUUGACACCUUACUAGGCACACUAGUAAAGGAGCUGCAGAACAAGUACACCCCUGGUCGGCGUGAGGAGGCGGUCAGUGUGACCAGGAGGUUCCUACGCUCCGUGGCCCGUGUUUUUGUCAUACUCAGCGUCGAGAUGGCCUCAUCCAAGAAAAAGAACAACUUCAUUCCCCAGCCCAUUGGGAAAUGUCGGCGAGUGUUCCAGGCUCUGUUGCCCUACGCUGUGGAGGAACUGUGUAACGUAGCAGAGUCACUGAUUGUUCCAGUCAGGAUGGGGAUAGCUAGACCCACUGCUCCUUUCACCCUUGCCAGUACCAGUAUUGAUGCUGUUCAGGGCAGCGAGGAGCUCUUCUCUGUCGAACCACUUCCUCCCAGACCCUCACCUGACCAGUCUAGCAGCUCCAGCCAGACAGCGGCCUCCUACAUCAUAAGGAACCCACAGCCUCGACACAGCAGCCAGUCCCAGCCUGUUAGAGGACGGGACGAGGAGCAGGAUGACAUCGUAUCAGCAGAUGUAGAAGAGGUUGAGGUUGUAGAGGGAGUUGCUGGUGAGGAAGACCAUCAUGAUGACCAAGAAGAACAGGGAGAGGAAAACGCUGAGGCAGAAGGGCAGCAUGACGAGCAUGAUGAGGAUGGAAGCGACAUGGAGCUUGAUCUACUGGCCGCAGCUGAAACGGAGAGUGACAGUGAAAGUAACCAUAGUAACCAGGACAAUGCCAGCGGUCGUAGGAGCGUUGUCACUGCAGCCACUGCCGGCUCUGAAGCAGGUGCCAGCAGUGUCCCUGCCUUCUUUUCAGAGGAUGACUCCCAGUCUAAUGACUCCAGUGAUUCUGACAGCAGCAGCAGUCAGAGCGACGACGUUGACCAGGAGACAUUUCUUCUGGACGAGCCUCUGGAAAGGACCUCCAGCACUUCACACAGCAACAGUGCAGCCCAGGCUCCACGUUCCAUGCAGUGGGCUGUACGAAACACCCCCAGCCAACGGGCCGCAGGAAACGUUCCCUCAAGCUCCUCAACACCAGCUGCCAGCUCCACAGGCCUGAUCUACAUCGAUCCAAACAACCUCCGCCGCUCCAGCGCCAUCAGCUCCAGUGCUGCAGCGGCAGCGGCUGCUCUGGAGGCCAGCAACUCCAGCAGCUAUCUGACAUCUGCCAGCAGCCUGGCCCGAGCCUACAGCAUCGUCAUCAGGCAGAUUUCGGACCUCAUGAGUCUGAUUCCCAAGUACAACCACCUGGUCUACUCCCAGUAUCCUGCUGCUGUAAAGCUGACUUAUCAGGAUGCUGUGAACUUACAGAACUAUGUUGAAGAGAAGCUGAUUCCCACUUGGAACUGGAUGGUAUCAAUUAUGGACUCAACAGAAGCUCAGUUAAGAUAUGGCUCAGCACUGUCCUCUGCUGGUGACCCGGGUCAUCCCAGUCACCCGCUUCAUGCCUCCCAGCACUCGGCCCGCAGGGAGCGCAUGACUGCGCGGGAGGAGGCCAGCCUUCGCACUCUGGAAGGUCGCAGGAGAGCAGCUACUCUUCUGACAGCUCGCCAUGGGAUGAUGUCAGCACGGGGCGACUUCCUGAACUAUGCCUUGUCACUGAUGCGCUCCCACAACGAUGAGCACUCUGAUGUGCUGCCUGUGCUGGAUGUGUGCUCUCUGAAGCACGUGGCCUACGUGUUCCAGGCUCUCAUCUACUGGAUUAAGGCCAUGAACCAGCAGACCAACCUGGACAACCAGCAGAUGGACAGGAAGAGGAAUCGUGAGAUUUUAGAGCUGGGCUUGGACAACGAGGAUUCUGAACAUGAGAACGAUGAGGACACAAACCAAAGUUCCACCCUGCAGGACAAGGAUGAUGACCCAGUUCCAGCUGAAACAGGGCAAAACCACCCCUUCUUUCGUAGAUCGGACUCCAUGACCUUCCUGGGCUGCAUCCCACCAAACCCAUUCGAUGUUCCCCUGGCUGAAGCCAUCCCUCUGGCAGAUCAGCCCCAUCUCCUGCAGCCAAAUGCCAGGAAAGAGGAUUUGUUUGGCCGUCCCUCUCAGGGAUUGUACUCUUCUUCCUACAUGGCUAACAAAGGGCUGGCUGAGGCGAGCAUGGACAGGAACUGCCUGGAGGUAAACUUGGGCUCCUCUCUCCCCUCCCCCUCUCAGAUCCUACCCACAAAGAUGUCCUACUCAGCCAACCUGAAGAAUGUGAUGAGCAUGGAUUGUGGCCAGGGGAACUCAGGGAACCAGUCUCUGGCAGAGCAGGAGGUGGAGGAUGUGAAACAAGGCCCAUCGCCCCAUGACCUAGCUGCCCAGCUGAAGAGCAGCCUUCUGGCAGAGAUCGGCCUCACGGAGAGUGAUGGACCUCCUCUGCCCUCAUUCAGACCUCACUGUAGUUUCAUGGGGAUGAUGAUCUCACACGACAUGCUGCUGGGCCGCUGGCGUCUGUCAUUGGAGCUCUUUGGUCGAGUCUUUAUGGAGGAUGUUGGAGCAGAGCCUGGAUCUAUCCUCACAGAGUUGGGUGGCUUUGAGGUAAAGGAAUCAAAGUUCCGUCGGGAGAUGGAGAAGCUAAGGAACCUACAGUCCCGUGACCUAGCUCUGGAGGUAGACCGGGAUCGAGACCAGCUAAUCCAGCAAACUAUGCGUCAGCUAAACACGCACUUUGGUAGGCGCUGCACAACAACACCCAUGGCUGUGCAUCGGGUGAAGGUCACCUUCAAAGAUGAGCCUGGAGAGGGCAGCGGGGUGGCACGCAGCUUCUACACAGCCAUUGCCCUGGCCCUCCUUUCCAAUGAUAAGCUGCCUAAUCUGGACUGUGUUCAGAGUGUCAGCAAGGGCAUGCAGGCCAGCAGUACGUGUCACCACGAUUACAAUUCAAAUCUAAUGCAGCGCUUAAGAAACAGAGAUAGGGAACGAGAGAGGAGAAGUGGAGGGCUUCGAGCAGGCUCUCGGAGAGAUCGUGAUAGAGACUCCAGGAGACAGCUUUCUAUAGACACCAGGCCUUUCAGGCCUUCAUCAGAGGGAAACCCCAGUGAUGAGCCGGACCCUCUUCCUGCACACAGACAAGCCUUGGGGGAAAGGCUCUAUCCACGGGUCCAUGCCAUGCAGCCUGCGUUUGCCAGUAAAAUCACAGGCAUGCUGCUAGAGCUUUCUCCUGCCCAGCUCCUGCUGCUGCUGGCCAGUGAAGAUUCUCUCAGAGCCAGGGUGGAGGAAGCCAUGGAACUUCUCAUUGCACAUGGCAGGGAAAAUGGUGCUGACAGUAUACUGGACCUGGGUCUUCUGGAGGCUCCUGAAAAAGCUCAACAAGAAAACCGCAAGCGUCAUUGUUCAACCCGCAGCGUGGUGGACAUGGAGCUGGAUGACCCUGAUGAUGGGGACGACAAUGCUCCUCUCUUCUACCAGCCGGGCAAAAGAGGCUUCUACUCUCCUCGGCCUGGCAAGAAUACAGAGGCUAGGCUAAACUGCUUCCGCAACAUUGGCAGGAUUCUGGGUUUGUGUCUGCUUCAGAACGAGCUCUGUCCAAUCACGUUGAACAGACAUGUCAUCAAAGUGCUGCUGGGGAGAAAGGUGAACUGGCAUGACUUUGCAUUCUUUGACCCGGUCAUGUAUGAGAGCCUGCGGCAGCUCAUCCGCCAUUCUCAGGCUGGAGAAGCAGAAACUGUCUUUGCUGCUAUGGAUCUGGCCUUCGCCAUUGACCUCUGCAAAGAAGAGGGUGCUGGACAGGUGGAGCUUCUGUCCGGCGGAGUCAACAUGCCGGUAACCCCUGUAAACGUGUACGAGUACGUCAGGAAGUAUGCAGAGCACAGGAUGCUGGUGGUGGCUGAGCAGCCACUCCAUGCGAUGCGGAAAGGGUUACUAGAUGUCCUCCCUAAGAACGCCCUGGAGGACCUGACUGCAGAAGACUUCAGGCUGCUGGUCAACGGCUGUGGAGAAGUCAAUGUCCAGAUGCUCAUCAGCUUCACCUCCUUCAACGAUGAAUCUGGUGAAAAUGCAGACAAACUGCUGCAGUUCAAACGCUGGUUUUGGUCCAUAGUGGAGAAGAUGAGCAUGACGGAGAGGCAAGAUCUGGUCUACUUCUGGACCUCCAGCCCAUCUCUACCAGCCAGUGAGGAGGGCUUCCAGCCGAUGCCCUCCAUCACCAUUCGGCCCCCCGAUGACCAGCACCUCCCCACAGCCAACACCUGCAUUUCACGCCUCUAUGUGCCACUCUACUCUUCAAAACAGAUCCUCAAACAGAAACUUCUGCUAGCCAUUAAGACCAAGAACUUUGGUUUUGUGUAGAGACAGAAAAACCUUUAAAAGGAAUCAGAAAAACAUGUUUACUGUUGUGAAAUAUUUACCUAUCUUAAUUUUGUAGAUUAAUUUUCUGUGUACACAGUUUUAUGAAAUUUGACAAUUGUUGCUAUUUCCCCAGGCUGUAAUAUUUGUGUUGUGAACACAAACACUGUUCUUUUUUAAUUUGACUGUUUUUGUUGAUGAAGAAAUCCACAGUCCAGAACAUUCCUCCAUUGGCCCUGUAGAAUCUAAAGCCCACAGCCAUGCCUUCAUGGCUUCGACCUUUGCUUCCCACCAUGACGGUCUGACAGAAGGCUGUCAGGCCGAGCCCAGCCAAAGACGACAGCAGCUGAAGUAUUUACAGAAGGAAAGACACACUGUGACUGAGUUUCCCUUCCCUAGAGACUAUCAACGACAGUUCACUGCUGCCUUUGUGAAGAAGUCCUUUGUCCUGUACAAGGGGAGUAGGGAAUUUCAAAAUAAACUUGGAUGCAAAUA
Cheilinus undulatus (humphead wrasse) is the source of this 9228-nucleotide messenger RNA. RefSeq names its product ubiquitin protein ligase E3 component n-recognin 5 (gene ubr5). The transcript is spliced from 58 exons. Gene Ontology annotation, cellular component: nucleus. Gene Ontology annotation, molecular function: zinc ion binding; RNA binding; ubiquitin-protein transferase activity. Bases 163 to 8736 code for a protein of 2857 amino acids. The record is from RefSeq and is a predicted model, not a curated record. Gene Ontology annotation, biological process: regulation of double-strand break repair; DNA damage response; protein polyubiquitination. NCBI's taxonomy places the organism in Eukaryota, Metazoa, Chordata, Actinopteri, Labriformes, Labridae.